AUGGGAGUCCCGAAGUUCUACCGAUGGCUCUCCGAGCGGUACCCGCUGCUGAACCACACGUGCGGCGCCGGUACGGUCCCCAUCAUCGACAACCUGUACCUCGACAUGAACGGCGUCAUCCACAACUGCUCGCACGGCGCGGGCACGGACAUCAACACGCGAAUGACCGAGGACGAGAUGAUGGCCAAGGUGUUCGCGUACCUCGACCACAUCUUCCGCAUGGUGCGCCCGCGGCGGCUCCUGUACAUGGCGAUCGACGGCGUCGCGCCGAGAGCGAAGAUGAACCAGCAGCGCAGCCGUCGAUUCCGAUCCGCGCUCGAGGCGAAAAAGGCGAAAGAAGAGGCGAUCGCGAAGGGCGAGCCGGAGCCGUCCGGGGAGCCGUUCGACUCGAACUGCAUCACCCCCGGGACGCCGUUCAUGGCGAGGCUGAGCGAGCACCUCCGGUUCUACGUCAUGAAGAAGCAGACGGAGGACCCGCAGUGGCAAAAGGCGACGGUGAUCCUCUCCGGGCACGAGGUACGAGGCGAGGGCGAGCACAAGAUCAUGGAACACAUUCGGUGGGCGCGGGGCGAGCCCGGGUGGGACCCGAACCAGACGCACUGCCUGUACGGCCUCGACGCGGAUCUCAUCAUGCUCGCGCUCGUGACGCACGAGCCGCACUUUUGUCUGUUGAGAGAGGUGGUCAAAUUCGGCGGCGGCGAACGCGGGCAACCGAGCCGAGAGGUGAUGCAAAACCCCACGGACGACGGGUUCUUG
Messenger RNA from Micromonas pusilla CCMP1545, 756 nucleotides. RefSeq lists its product as uncharacterized. Lineage: Eukaryota; Viridiplantae; Chlorophyta; Mamiellophyceae; Mamiellales; Mamiellaceae. The record is from RefSeq and is a predicted model, not a curated record. The annotation marks the transcript as partial. Gene Ontology annotation, molecular function: exonuclease activity; nucleic acid binding. The transcript has a single exon.